Molecule: messenger RNA, 12483 nt
Organism: Dermacentor albipictus
Lineage: Eukaryota; Metazoa; Arthropoda; Arachnida; Ixodida; Ixodidae
Gene: SCAP
Product: SREBP cleavage activating protein
Biological process (GO): SREBP signaling pathway; regulation of cholesterol biosynthetic process
Cellular component (GO): SREBP-SCAP complex; Golgi membrane; endoplasmic reticulum membrane
Molecular function (GO): sterol binding; protein binding
Source: RefSeq, a predicted model, not a curated record
CAGAAUCAAGUUGCACGGUUGCCUGGACGACAAGAUCACCGCUCGCACUGUCGUUUUCGGCGGCGUUCACUUCAGCUUCUUUUUUUUUAUUGUGCGAGCUACCGUGCAGACGACGCCGUUCCGUACUUUCGCGCGAGCCGGCAAGGAUGUGCUGGUAACGCCGAGCCGUUGGACCAUACCCUUUGUUCCCGCGCCAGCAAAACCGACAACCUUCUCAAAUCUCACGACGCGAUGCGAGACCUGUGUCGGCGCUGGCAGGACGCCUCUGCCGCCGGUCUAGCAUCGUCGCACUGUCGGGUCUGCCUGUGCUGUCACCGUCGCCGUCGAGGUUUCGUUCACAGACAGCAUGGGGAGAGACUUAUUCCUGCACCUGAAGCCAAGAUUACAACAGCAAGUCGGAAGCGGUAUUUUUACUAUUGCCAUGCAGGGUGUCCAGGUGACAUCGUCACCGGCCAAGUCGUACACCAUCAAGGACAGGAUUGCCCAGAUCUACUAUAAGCAUGGCCUUUACUGCUCCAGCCACCCACUCACACUCAUCAUAUUUGCGAUCUUCACCUUCAUGCUGGCCUGCUACCCGUUGUUGCACAUCCCGCUACUGGGCAGCUCUUCACAGCAGUUUGCCACUCCGAUCUCAGUCUACAGCGCCGAGCUCGAUGCUGAUUCUCAGAGAAUUGGCCCUCGUUGGUUCCAGGGUCCACCCGUGGCAUAUGUGCAGCAGAUAGUGGUGAAAGCAGCUGUGUCACCAUGGCAACCAGAUCUCCUGCUUAUGGAUGCCUUCCGCUCCCCACUCGCCGAAUCUUUCCGCAUCACGGAGAUUGUGGGGAAUCACCAGUUCAUGGACAGCAAUGGAACAAAGCAUGCCCUUCAGGACGUGUGCCUUCAGGUGUCCGAGUCUACGGACAAAGUGGCUGCAGCCUCGCUCCCUCAGUAUGGCUGCCUUGUCCUGUCCCCUACGUAUGUCUGGAAGCAGGACUUCAAUAUCUUCCGGCACGACAGCCAACCUCUCAUGAGCAUCUUCAAUCAGAAAGAUGAGACUUCAAAUUCAUACUACUUGAGAGAGAUCCUCUUUGGUGUCCCCUGGAAAGAAACUGGCAUAAAGAAGUUCUGUGUGCGGAACAGGCAAAGGGUCAUUACUUUUGCUGUCACCAUUGUCCUGAAGAAGUGGGAGCCCAGUGUGGUGCACACCCUUGAGGACAAGCUGCACCAGGCGUAUCCGGGGCACUCUCACAACUCGUCGUCCAAGGACCGAGAGCAGGAAGAAAUUGUACACGUCCAUUUCCAGUACCAGCACACGCUGGCCGAAUUCGUGCCCCUGGGCACAAUUUAUGUCAUCUUGUUUCUCUACAUCUACUACUCCGUCCGCAAAAUAGAGCUGGUAAAGUCCAAGUGGGCAAUAUCAGUGAGUGCAGUUCUCACUGUGGUCAUGUCACUCUUCAUGUCUGUUGGUCUCUGCCUUUGGUUUGGCCUGAACCCUACUUUGAAUGGAAGCCCUCUGGUGUCACCACGGUCGUCCUGCCUCCCCAGUGAGAUCCUGCCAUAUCUAGUUGUUGUCAUUGGCCUGGAGAAUAUGUUGGUACUAACCAAGUCAGUGGUUUCAACUCCAGUGCAUGUUGGUGCCAAGGUUCGCCUUGCUCAGGGUCUUAGCAAGGAAGGCUGGUCCAUAACCAAGAACUUACUUACGGAAUUGCUUCUGCUGACCUUUGCUUUCCUGACCUUUGUUCCAGCAAUUCAGGAAUUCUGCAUGUUUGCAGUCGUUGGUCUACUGUCAGACUUCUUUCUUCAAAUGGUCUUUUUUGCUACUGUGCUCUCCAUUGACAUCCAGCGUAAAGAGAAAUCUGACUUGAAGAAGGGAAAGUCGGAAGCAGCAAAUUCAUGGACAGAUGACGAGAAAAACAUAACGAAUGCUGAAAACAGGAGCUCUGUUGGUGUAUUGUACAGAUCUCGGCGUUCCGAUGGCAUUCCUGUGAUGACGUAUGGUGCUGGCCGAACCAUGUCUAGGGUUUUUGCUACGCCCACUUCCCCAAUCUUGAAGCUGCCGAAACGACUUCGUUUGGUCUACUUCUGGGCUCGCAUGCGCCUUAUUCAGAGAGGACUCAUGCUUGGCCUUGUUGUCUGGGUUGUGGUGCUCAUCCAGAGCAUGGGAAUUGUCACGAAGCUUACUGACAACACCACCAAUUUGGGCCCCAACAUUGCCGAGUCAGUGCACCCAUUCUUACAGAUGCUCACUGGCCACAAUGGCUCCGAGGAAGCCUUGGAGGAAGCCCUGUCAUCCCAGUCAUCCUCUUCGAAAGAGACCCUGCCCACUCACCACGAGAAUGCCAACCUGCACCACACUAAUGCCCGUCUCUGGGAGGAACUGCCAACAAAGCACUGGACCACCCUGUUUGGCUACUACAACAUCUCUGUAGCUGGCAGGUACAUAAGCAUCUUGCCACCCAUCUUUCUGUCCGUGCCGGUACCGGCCAGCAGGGCGGUUGAAUUGCGACAUGCGGACGAUCACAAGACUGUCUUCCAUACUAAUUGGCGCAUCAUCCCCAACAUCGACGCAGAGCAAGCAGAAAAUACGGUCAAUGGUCUGAUGCAUCCGGCAAGCAGUGCUGAGGCUACACUGGUGCUGGCUCUGUCCAUUCCAACUGUUCUCUUCAUCGUGUACCUGUUUGUGACCCUUUACCGGUGCAUGUGCUCACGCAACUAUGCUGAAUGGAGGUCCAGUUGGUCCAACUUGUACCAGUCCCGAGACCCUGACACCUUUCUCGUCAUGGAUACCUACCCCAUCGAACUGCAAGGACACAGCCAGGAAAUUGAAUACAUGAUUACCGAGGACAACACGAUAGUCAGCUCUGACCUUGGUGGUGACGUCAGGAUUUGGGACUCCAAUACAGGAGAGUGCAUCAACAUCCUCAAUAGAAGAAGAAGCAGACUGAGAAGACCAAAACAAGAGAACUAUACCCUGCUGCGUGCUAGUGGCAGCUUCUCUUCAGAUUCUACUUACGGUUCGUCACCUACAGAUUCCUGCGAUUUCGGCCUCAGCAGCCAGAUUGGCAAGGACCAUCCACCUGAAUUUUUCGUGGGACAGAGCAGCCCAGCUGGCCUCUCCCCUGGUGUUGCACCCGAGGAUAUUCGCAGCAAGGGAUACGACUUCUCGAGGUUUGUUACACCAUACUUGCAAAUGCCUUCAUCACCCCGAGAAGCUGAGGACCGGGAGUUAGCCAUGCAUCAAGUAAAGGAGUCGCUGGGUGCCGGUGAAGAACCAUCUCUGGUGACGUCAGCUGGUUGUGAUGUGCCAGGCAUUGGGUCCAACUACACAGCAGCAGCCAAUGUGGAGUUCCAGCCCAUCUGGUGCAUGGGCUGCUACAGCCACUGGCUUGUCGUCGGGUGCCAGAAUGGCCGCAUUGAGCUCUGGCACAUGCCCACAGGUCGCCUGUGUGGCGUGUACACAGACAACACUGAUGGAGUAACUGCGGUUACAGUCUCUGGUCACAGAAUCAUUACGUCAAGAAUAAGUGGCAUUUUGGAGUGCUGGCACCUUGAAAUGCAUUGUGACCGGCGAUCAUCUGAUGUGGGAGGGGUUUGGGAGAGUGGAGAGGUGCAAGCUAAGCUGGUGUGGGUGAACAGCGUGCGUGCCCACACUCAACCCAUUUCAGUUGUCUGUGUUGAAGGGGGACAGAUAGUCACCGGCAGCCUGGAUCGCCUGCUUAAGGUGUUUCGCUGUGACACAGCCAUGUGUGUGUACACACUCCAUGGUCAUUCUGGAGGCAUUUCGGCCAUCCACGUCGAAAAGCCAGGUGCUUCAACAGCAGUGAGUGGCUGCCAGGACGGCCUGGUGUGCGUGUGGGACCUGAUGACUGGCACGUGUGCCUACAGCCUGACAGCACACCGAGGGGCCGUCCUGUCGCUGCGCACCACUGGUCUCUACCUGCUCAGCCUGGGAGUGGACUCGCGCCUCCGCAUCUGGGACAAGAGCCAGGGACACCUGCUGCAUACCCUCUACCAGGCAAACACACUGUGCAACACAAUGGCAUUGCUGUCAGAGACCAUUGUCAUCACAGCUAAAGAAGACCACUUGGUUCUGUGGGACUUAAACCAGGGUGAGGCAGUGCAAGUGGUCAUGCUGGGACCGGGCGACUCGGGUGUGGCUGUUCACCAGGUGCAUUGCACUUCGGACGCAGUGGUGUGCGACUAUGGCCACAGCCUGUGUGUGGUCUACUUUCCAGCACUGAGCACCAAGUUUGACUGAUAGACCGGGACUGGGAGAACUCUCCGGUGCCCUUUGCCAAAGAUCUCGUCACGAGGCUGGAGACAGCCGAUAGUGGCCACAAACGCAGACUAAUGUUGACAGGCUGCGCUGUCAGCAUGAAAAACCAGAUUCCGAGCUUGCAUCAUGAGAAUUACCUCACGGUCGAUACUACGUUUGCUUUUUGUUUCACCUGCAUUGAGCCCAAGGAAACAGAAGUCACGUUCGCCAACUUGCCAUGAUGACAGCCAAGUGUGCAGGUUAACACUCCAGCUCCAAGAAAAUGGCAUCGACACCGCUGUGGCCACCGUUGUCAUGUGCCCCUCAGAUGACUGCAUAGCACAUGUUUUCAUCUCAUUAUUUAAUUUUCAUGCUGGCAUUGCAGAUUCUGUCUUCCUCGUUUAUUCCGGUCUCACCUCGUGCCCAUUAAGGUGCAGACAGCGCCAUACUCAUAACUUCUGCAGUCAUUUGUGAGUGUGCCCAGAGUGUGGUCGAUGUCUCCAGAAGACCUACAGAGUCACCGAUGGGAAAGCACAUGACACUUUGCCAAGCACUUUCGACCACUCCACGCAUUGGAUACCACUGCAGGCAUCACCAUCAUCUUCAUAUGUGUGGCCCCAUGCGGCCCUGCGUCAUUGUCGUGUUGGUGUUCAUUCAUCUCCACCUUUGUGCAUCUAUAAGCAGCAAUGGGACACAACUGCGCCCAAUGAGCUUCAAGUGCAUUUGAAAGCACUUCUGAAGCAAUGUUUUUGGGCCCAUUUUUUUUUAACAGCUGAUGCAUCGCAAGAAAGCAGUGAGAGAGAGACAUUUGUUUUUAUGAGUGCUGAUAGUUUUUGAAGGCUCUCAGACAGGUAAAGGUUUGUUGAAAUGUUGCCUAAUGUAGGACAGCAGCUUAUUGUGUUAGAUGCCAUUGCUGCCGUGUCAAGCCUCGCUGACAGUUGUGCAAUUCGUCACUUGCGUGAAGUAAGAAGCAUGUGAUUGUGAAGUUCAGAUAACUCAUCUACUGCAGAAGGAGCGGAGAUACCACUGCGGGCAUUCUACAGCUCCUUAAAUUCAUGAAUACUUAAUUAUUUUUAUUGUAGCUUGUUCUCUCGUGGUGGUUCAAUUCCUUCGCUGACACUGUAUACUGAGUGAUUCGAAUGGGAAGACAUGCAUGCACUAGAAUACACAAGUUUCAUUUGCAUGCUGCAGCUACCAUUUACAAGGGACCUUGUUUUUAAUGCAUUUGUGGACUUGUUUAAAAUUAAGUCUGCAGGUAUGACCAACUUAUUUAUUGCUCUUCUCUUAGUAGCUUUUCACUUUCAUUCUGUCUGUUCUUAGAAUGAGUCGAAGUUGUUUUUGUUCUAUUGUAUGAGUGUAGCUACUGUGUACAUUUUGCAACCAGCAUUUGUCAAGUGUACAUGUAUUGUAGCAUACCUUAUUGUGUUACAUUGUUAUUCCUACUGUGAUUAAGAUCUAUAACUAAAGCUAUUGCUGCACUUAUUGAUAUAUGUGCGUGGCUUUCAACUCACUGGGACUUUAAGUCCUUUGAAGCUGUAUCAUGCUUUUGUGGACCUUGUAAUGUGUCUUGUCAUGCCAUUCAAUGUAUAUCUGUAUUAUGCCUCUUGUUUACUUUCACUCGUGAUUGCAGUGUCUUCUAUUCAAAUGAUUUUACGAAACAGCCAGCCACUUUGCAAAAGAUCCUGUAGUUUGCUUUAACUGUCCUGCAAAGUUUGGGUGUUUGUCAUGGCAUUGGAAUUGCAUAUUGGACUUUUUUUUUACAACCAAAACAAUAUUAAAAGAAAUAUUUAAUCUCUGUAAGGAUGCUUUCUUUACUACUGGUCCCUUCCAUGCAGAAUACACUAGGAAGAUGAGUAGUGGCCACCUUCUGUUUGCUACAAAGGCCCAUGUAGCAAUGGCAGGAUUGCAGAGGAGCAGCGGAGAAGACUGACUCAUAAUUUAAAAGUGCUAUUCAUUUUUUAAGAUAUUCUAGACAGAAUUUCACUUUUUCUCAGUCCGAUUAUGCAACAGUGCACAAAGAGUGCUGGGCUCGACUCUAUCAUGAUGCUUGAUGCUGUCAUGACGCAAAGCAGCUCACACUGCAAUGGGUUGUUGAGACAUCUAAUCCAUCAUUAUGGGCCUGUAUCGCAAGUGAUGGUUCGUCAUCAACAGAUGAGCUUCAUGAGCUAAGAGACAAAUACAGGCGGUAGAACCAGUUUUUUCAAAAAAGAUCAAACAAGGCUGCAAUCAUCACGUGGGAAGCACUUCCAGCGCCCUUCGUAUGUGAUUUUAGAAUAAGAAUGGAAAAAAGAUAAAUUUUCAUUGAUAAAUAUUUCAACAAUGAAUGAUGUUUUUUAAAGUUGCAUAAUUGCUCUCGCAUCCCAUGGUGCCCCCUGUAUUACUGCCAUUCUAAUAUGACCUUUAAAGCUAGUAACUAGAAAUGUUAAUCAGUCCUACUUAAUGAACAGAAUGUGACAGCUACUUGUUCAUCUGUUGUCCACCAUACUGAAAAGACUAGUAGUGAAGAAAGAAUCCUCGUAGUGGUUGAAUUUCUUCUUAAACGAUUUUGAAGAUUAACUGAAAGGAAUAUGUGGUCAUAUCCCACAAUGGAAAUAGAAUUACAUGGUUCAGAACGCUGUGCCUGACUUACACUGAAAUUAUAAUAGAGAUAUGGGCAUGCAAAGAGCAAAUAUAAUUCCACAUGUCCCAAUUCAAGCUGACACUGAGAUUCUAUAAAAGUCCUAGGUCGGCAGAUUUCUUUCUUUCUUUCUUUCUUUCUUUCUUUUUUUUUUUGCUGCAAACAAAUUGCAAGCUGCUUUAUUGUCCCUUGAUUCCUUACUGGAAUAGAGUGCUCCUCAUCAGAGCAGUUUGACAGAAGGAAAGAGGUAAUACUUAAAAAACACGCAGGACAUAAUGUAAUGCAGUGCAGUUCACUUAUAACAAUAGAGUAGAAGCUCAUUGAUAUGUUCCCGUUACGUAUGUUUUCCCAGUUCCAACAUUCACAAUUGAGAACAAAAAAAAAGAAGACCCAAUAGGGCUAAGCUCAUUUUUUUACUGGUUCAUAUGUUCCAAGAAAACACAAAUUUUCGGCACCAACGUUCAGUAUGUCGCCAAACUGCGAUCGUAUGAUAAGUUUUCUGGUUGCUGGGUCUCAUAUAAACAAGAUAUUUGUGAGGCUUGCGGUCGAGAACACUAUAUAGCUGCCUGCCGUGGCAGCUUCACCACAAUACUUGACCGCCCAUCUCACGUGAAAACGCCGGCGCACACUCAGUUUCUCAUUUUGAUACCAGCAAAUCAUUGCCGGGGUCGUUGCAUGCGGCAGUCACAGCUAUUACUGUCAAUCCUAUUGCGAUAAGCAUAUACACCUAUCUGUUUCACAGCGUGCGGUGCUGUCGGUAGCGUAGCACACGCUUUUAAUAGAGGAUAACUGAAACAUGCCGCCAUUCCCUGUGGCAGGCGGUGCGAUGUGGGCAUGACAUUUCGCUUCAGCGGCGUUCGGCGUCGCCCACCAGCUCGAUUUCCUUUCGGUUUCUUGUCGCCCUCUUAAAACACGACACAACGGGAAAACAAAACAUGUCUCGAGCAGUCGGAGCGCACCACCAGCUCCACUGGCGUCGGCGCCUCGUGCUGCAGUGAUCCGUGUGACGCUUUGCAUUACUUAGAUGUCAGCAGGUAAUUGAGUCUGUCAAAUAUUUUCCGAUACUUCACAUCAGACAUUUUCCCGGAUAGUAUGUUUUUUCUUGCGUCUUUUUUCCAAGACGUAUGAAUGAGGUUCUACGUAUUCACAAAACUUGACAAUCAAAUAGUUGUAAGCAAUCAUCAUUGUAUCUAGACUAGUCUUAGAACUCUGUGUAAGGGCAUUAAAAAAAUUUUGAAGUCAAAACUCAACAUGUUUAGUGCCAGCAACAUUGCAGCCCGCAAAUUUGUGGCUGUGCCACACAGUACGUGGGCAAAUGAAGUCCAAAAUGUGUGCUUGCUUGUCCAGCAGGCAGCGCUUGACGCUAUCGUAAAUAUCCGUUCACGUAAGUUCUCUGGACUGCAUGAAAUUAUCUGCCAUAUUGCGGAUUUAACAUAGGGAACUCGUCUGCCAUGGUAAUACUCUAUAUAUUAUGUCAGGAUCAUUUAGUUAAUUGAACUUGUUUAUUUAAUUUCUUGUGACACCUUGAACACCUUUUCCCUAUCUACCAUUUCAUCAUUGCAUCCACUAUUUAGCACUAGCCACAUCAGUUUAUCCACUCAAAGCAAAGUUAAUCUUGCUUGAAUGGAUAAUUACAAGCUGUAUAUUGUCUUAUAUGGUAUUAACAUAAGUGAAUUGCACUGUAGGGGAAAAGAUCACCCAUCAGUUAUCAUCAUCUAUUGUUUUUUCACUGGUGAAACUGUGCUUCCUUUGGUCAGAAUGUUGGAUGCUGCUGGACUUGAAGCACCUGGCUUAGGUUCAUGUAGAUCACCUGUUAAAAAGAACAUAGCUCCUAUUGACUGAGAUUGUGUGUGUUUGUUUACCAGAUUUUCAUUUGAAGAGAAAUUUGGAUUAAUGGGAUUACGAUGUACAAGCUUUAGAGUGUGCAGGUACUGUUUUCAGGUUUGCCUGCAUGCAUGAACUGCGGCAAUUCAAGUGUGUGAAUAGGCAGCAGUUCAGUGUCUCUCAGCUGUGCAAAAAUUUUUUUGCACUCUUCUUGUCACAUUCUCAGUACACAUUUGGCUUUGUGAGCUCAUUGUGCUUCACUGCUUAUCCUGGUCUGUGAUGUGUACAUGAUAAGUGCAGCAUAUUGUGCAUUCCUGUGUCUGGUGUAAUGUGCAUGUUCCUGAAUAAGGGUUGAGUGCUGAGGUAUUUCUGCUACACUGAUGUUUGGCAAAGCUAGUGUCCACGUGAUAAAGGUUAAAAAAGAAGUAUAAUUUCAGAAAAAUAAGCCGUACACCUGCUCAAAUCCUCCAAUUUUCAUUGUUUUGUUACUUGGCUAGUUAUGUCUUUGUCUGUUGAAUGUCUGCACCUAUUAAAGGGGCCCUGAACAACUUUUUAUCAGUCACGAAAUACGUUUGAAGUUAAAAGAGGCUAUUUCAUAAAUACUUUGUCACAAAAACUACUUCAGUGCGUUCAGCAGAGUUAUUGGCAAUCAAAGGCUGCGUAUGAUCCCCAUCACGGUGCUCCCAUGCCUUUUUUUCAAUUCCUUGCACUGCGAAGGCUAUGGUGGAGCGUGGCACGUCUACAAUGCUCCGCCUACUGAAUGUCACCGUGGAGCACAGUUCGAACUUGAUUUUAGAUGUUCACGUAGACUCCACUAUUUCUGAUUUUGGUGCCUACGACGCGCCAAAUGCAGUUUUCAGUGAGCCUCAAUGCGCUCAGCGAGCAGACUUGUCACGGCAACUGUGGUGUCUAUGCUGCACAGCAGACCACAGCUUCAUGCAAUUGUAGUGCAUAUACACAGCAUUUGCUCUGUGCACGACAAGGCUUGAGUGCGCGCUCCCACUCAUGUACUCCAGUCUGGCCAUGCUGUUUGGCGCAGGCUAGCUUUGUCCUGCACCAGCUUGGCCGAUAGAUAGCAGCGACAUCCAACUUGAGCAUUUUGAAGUGCUGUCAAUAGCUCAGUGCAAAGCAAAGUGUGCCAUAGCAUCUAGCCAGAAGCAGUUGGGAGUGAGUGUGCACUCACAAGCCUGUGUGUGGUCUGACCUUAAGUUUUGCGUGGUUUGAGGACAGUUGAGCGUUCAAAACUAGUCGAAUUAGCAAGACCCAACGACUACGACACUGAUAAGCAGGGUGUCCAAAAAUAAAAUUUUGUGCCGGUGGCUACGGCUGAGCGUGAGCUGACAACGGUCGACUUCUUCCGGAAGUACGUAAUUCUUAUCGAAAUUUGAAAGCAGAUUUCUGGAUUAUUAAACUGCAUCAAUAAAUAUACGCAGUAACUAGGAAGAAGUGCAACCCGCUGUGGUUGUUUGUGGCUAUGGUGUUGGGCUGCUAAGCACAAGGUCGUAGGAUUAAAUCUCAGCCACGACAACGAGGUUUUGAUGGGGGCGAAAUGCAAACACCUUUGUGCUUGGAUUUAGGUGCAUGUUAAAGAACUCCAGGUGCUCAAAAUUUUUGGAGCCCCCCGCUAUGACGUGCCUCAUAAUCAGAUUGUGGUUUUGGCACAUAAAACCCUAUAAUUUAAUUUUAAUUGAGAAGUGCACUGAUCCAAACACCCUUCUUGAUUGAUGUCAGCUGUUGGCCAAUAGCAGCCAUGAAUUUGAAUCUGCGAUAUGAUGAAAUAUAGCUACCCGAAAAGAGCAAGAAGAAUUCAGUUGAAAAGAGAGUUUGAGAAAAAGGUGUCUUCGCACUCCGCUUGCAAAGUUACGCUCCGUGCACGACUGCAAAAUUUGUGGGAUAUGUUCACAGCAGCAUAUGCUAUCAGCAGAUUGUGUUUUUCCACCAAGCCCAAGGGGUGGUUCAGAACCCCUUUAAUUGCCCUAGUAAAGUUAAACCUCAAUGUAAUACACACUGAUGUAAUGAAUUAUCAGAUAUAAUGAAUUGUUGGAUAUAACAAAGUAAAUGUAAAAUUUCGUUUGCCUUGCUUUAUUUGUGUAGGUUCAUGUUCUGCUGCUUUUUUUUUCUUUUUGUGUGCAGCUCUUUAAAUGUAUUAGGCUAGUAGCAAAAAAUUCAAAAUUCUGAAAAGCAAAUCGUAUAAGCAUGGGUGAGUCACUCAACACAGAAUAGGUGUUCUGGAUGCUCGCACUUUACACACAAACAUCUUACUGGACUUACCUCGAGCAAAGGCUCAGGACGUGGUCCUUUGUGACACAGGAGGUGCUACUUGUGGGUGGAAACAAUUGCCAGCACCAAUAUUUGUGAGCGUUUUCCUAACAGAUACAUUGCAUAGAAUGGGCAAAAUCUCGCUUUUAUUGCAACAUCAUUGCAUUGAGGUUAGACUGUACUAUAUUCUAGAACACCAUAGUACUUUGAAUCUGCAGCUGUUACUCAUAUUGUCAUGUUCUACAUGAAUGCAUGCUGUGACUGAGUGCCUUCUCAUGGCAGCCACAAUCUACAAGUUAGAAGAAGAAAACAGUUUUGUUCAAUUACCAUUUUGAUGAUAGUAUUUCACAUAAAUAGAUUUCUGUAUAAUGGAUUUAUAAUGACAAAUUAUUUUCUUGCAUAAUACCAUAUGUAUAUAAGAUCUGGCACCAGAUUUGCACCAUUUUCAGAAAGUAGCACUUUUUAAAGGCUGGCUGUAGAAAGUAUUGAGCUAUGCAGGUGUUCACUGCUUGUUUUAAGACACACCUUUGGCAUGUUUGUUUUGUGUGCGUGUGUGUGGGUGUGCGCGUGCCUGCGCGCGCGCACGCACGACUACAGAGCAUGGGUGAAAAACGUAUUCACGUUUUUGCAUGCUGCUAAAUGGGCAUUAGUAACAAAACUAUCAACCCAGGCUCGGCACUUAGAAUUGUACCAUAAUGACAGGUUCGGAAUAAUGACAAAAUACAGGUUUAGGGCUUCUUCUUUAAUUGUGUUGUAGAAGAAUUACAGUGGGCUACUGCAUAAAGAAUUGGAGCUAAACCUGAGGGAAGCUAAGACUAUGGAGGAAAAUACGAGCUCAAAGGACUUCGAGUCCUGCUUGUCCUGAUUUUGCAUCUUAUUUGUAGCAUGGGCUUCGUUUAUCUUUUUUGUCAUGCGCAUGCCAAACAGUGUUCAUGUUGUGAGCAUGUGCUUUUUCCGGUGUACUGAGAAAUAACUUAGAAGCUUUAAUCUUCUAUGCAAUGCCUUCAGGCACCUGAGGUUAGUAACUUUACGGAGUCCCUCUGGUGUUAUGGUGUACCUGGUACAGCUUGGCGCUGACCAUGGGAGGAAGUGUUUCAGUAGCAGUGAAGUACAGAGGUGGCCACGUGCCAAGACCCCUGUGCAUGGAAAUUCAGUAGGUCAUGUAAAUUUAUUGCGAGGAACCUUUCACUGUUGAUUCUUGUUUUCAACCUCUCUGUCAAUUUCACUCCCAAAGCCCUGCACAUGGUUUAAUUUAGCGAGAUGGUUUUUCUGUUUCUUUCUUUGUUAUUUCUGCUUUUAUUAGUUCACCGAGCACAUCCUUCUAGCAAACGUGUUAGCCACCGACGACCUGUAACAUUGCCUUUGCCUUGCAUGAUUCAACAUGUUGAAGUUGAAUUAAAUUUGCGCAGACACAUUGGUUGCAUUGUUGGAAAAACAGAGCUAUUUUGCUGCAGUGUAUUUUCUGUGUCUCAUCAUGGCAGGACAUCAAAUUGCAUUUGUGCAGACUGGUUUUUUACUCAUAAUAAAUUAUAUAUAUUGUAUGCUUCAA